AUGGACUCACUGAACGGGAGCGGGAUGGACGCGUUCUCCGUGGUCCAGCUGAACGGGACGUGGGGCCAGGACAGUGGAUACUCCUCCGCGUCCAUCGCCAGCAUCGCCGGGCUCGUGAGUUUCCUCAUUCUCUUUACGGUUGUUGGAAAUAUUCUGGUGGUGAUCGCGGUGCUGACGAGCCGCGCGCUCAAAGCUCCACAGAACCUGUUUCUGGUGUCUCUGGCCACGGCGGACAUCCUGGUGGCCACACUGGUCAUGCCCUUCUCUCUGGCCAACGAGCUCAUGGGCUACUGGUAUUUCGGGAAAGUUUGGUGCGGGAUUUAUCUCGCUCUGGACGUGUUGUUUUGCACGUCGUCCAUCGUGCACCUGUGCGCCAUCAGCCUGGACCGGUACUGGUCCGUGACGCAGGCGGUGGAGUACAACCUGAAGCGGACUCCGCGGCGCGUAAAGUGCAUCAUCGUGAUCGUGUGGCUCAUCUCCGCCUUCAUCUCGUCCCCGCCGCUCAUUUCUAUGGACGGAGACAGCGACGCGUCCCAGCCUCAGUGUGAGCUCAACGACGACACGUGGUACAUCCUGUCCUCCAGCACCGCGUCCUUCUUCGCGCCCUGCCUCAUCAUGAUCCUGGUCUAUGUGCGGAUCUAUCAAGUGGCCAAAACCAGGACCCGGAGCCUGUCCGGGAAGAAGCCGAGGCCCGACGGGGUCACGCAGACCGAGAACGGACUGAGCAAAGGCGAGAGGGGCGAGAACGGACACUGCCACUGUCCCCCCACCCCCAGCCAGCGCACGGUGACCGCGGGGCCGCACACCGAGGACGCGGAGCUGGAGGAAAGCUCCUCGUCAGAGGGCAAAGGUCACCACGUCCCCCCGCUGGAGCCCAGCGCCAUAAAGAGCGCGAGACAGAACUCUGUGUCCAAACAGUGCGCGCGCAUCUCCAGGGUCAGCAACAAGUCCAUGGACCUGUUCAUGUCCCGCAGGAAGCGCCGCAGGAGCUCAGUGGCGCAGAAGAAAGUGCACCAGGCCCGGGAGAAGAGGUUCACGUUCGUCCUGGCCGUGGUCAUGGGGGUGUUUGUGUUGUGCUGGUUUCCCUUUUUCUUUAGUUACAGUUUGUACGGGGUCUGCAGAGACUCGUGUAAAAUCCCCGAUCCUCUGUUUAAAUUCUUCUUUUGGAUUGGCUACUGUAACAGCUCCCUGAAUCCUGCCAUCUACACCAUCUUCAACAGAGACUUCAGACACGCUUUCCACAAAAUCCUCUGCAAGUCGUGCAAAAAAUCGUUCUAA
Messenger RNA from Periophthalmus magnuspinnatus, 1278 nucleotides. RefSeq names its product alpha-2 adrenergic receptor-like. The record is from RefSeq and is a predicted model, not a curated record. Gene Ontology annotation, biological process: platelet activation; regulation of vasoconstriction; regulation of smooth muscle contraction. The transcript has a single exon. The coding region runs from base 1 to 1278 and encodes 425 amino acids. NCBI's taxonomy places the organism in Eukaryota, Metazoa, Chordata, Actinopteri, Gobiiformes, Gobiidae. Gene Ontology annotation, molecular function: alpha2-adrenergic receptor activity. Gene Ontology annotation, cellular component: membrane.